This is a messenger RNA of Mucor mucedo, 957 nucleotides long. RefSeq lists its product as uncharacterized. The coding region runs from base 1 to 957 and encodes 318 amino acids. The transcript has 5 exons. Gene Ontology annotation, biological process: pantothenate biosynthetic process. The record is from RefSeq and is a predicted model, not a curated record. Lineage: Eukaryota; Fungi; Mucoromycota; Mucoromycetes; Mucorales; Mucoraceae. Gene Ontology annotation, molecular function: pantoate-beta-alanine ligase activity.
AUGAGUACCAUUAAAUGUCCUCCCGGUAUUAAAGUGUUUAACAAGAUUGCCGACUUUCGACAAUGGCGUCGUAGUUUAUUGUUAGAUAAGAAGACCCUUGGUUAUGUUCCCACCAUGGGAGCUCUCCACCAAGGUCACCUCUCUUUAGUGGCAGCAGCAAGAAAACGUUGCGAUCAUGUUGCACUCACCGUGUUUGUAAAUCCUGCACAAUUUGCGCCAACAGAAGAUCUCGGCACUUACCCACGUACUUUGCAAAAGGAUUUAGAUUUAUUGGCGAGUUUAGGUCAAGGUGUUGCAUCCGCUGUACUUGUGCCUCAAGUUGAGGAAAUGUAUCCUGCAGGUAUCGAGUUGGAUGUGACGAAACAGAAGGGUACUUUUGUGGAGGUCUUGGGUAUCUCCAACCAAUUGGAAGGUACUACACGUCCCAAUUUCUUUAGAGGUGUAGCAACUGUCGUAUCAAAGUUCUUGAAUAUUGUUCAACCAGAGGAAGUGUUUUUUGGACAAAAAGACAUUCAGCAAUGCUUUGUUAUCCGUGAUAUGAUCAGGGACCUUCAUUUCCCAACCAAAAUGCACAUUUGUCCUACUGUACGUGAAGAAAGUGGGUUAGCUUUAUCCUCUAGAAAUGUUUACUUGACACCCAGUCAAAAAGAACAUGCACUUGUUUUAUCCCGCUCGUUAAAACACAUGGAAAGUCUUUAUCGAGCAGGUACUCGUGAUGCAACAACACUUGUUCAGGCAGGUACCAAACUUAUUCAAGAUGAACGUAAAAAAGUCCAAGAGGAUGGAGAGGAUUGGGAGAUCAAAUUGGACUACGUUUCUAUUAAUUCAGGAAAGGAUCUUAGUGAAUUGAAAGGAGACAUUCUAAGUGAAGAUGGAUGUGUUAUCAGUAUGGCUGUAUACGUUGGGGAUACGAGACUUAUCGAUAACCUUUGCUUAGAUGUUGAAUUAGCUGAUUGA